AUGUCUCCACCAGCACUCCCCUUCGAGCAAACUCUCGCAACCAUCUCGCGUUUGGUUACUGAUCCUCGAUUGUCGAAGCCACGCAUCGGGAUCGUGUGUGGAUCUGGUCUCAGCACCCUUGUCUCGAGCUUGAAGGAUGUAGUGCAGGUUCCGUACUCGCAGCUCGAGGGUUUCGGGGAAAGCACAGUUGUUGGCCAAAAGAGCAUGCUAGCAUUCGGACUGAUGGGCAAGGAUAAUGUGCCUGUCGUCGCGAUGCUUGGGCGGUUCCACCCGUAUGAGGGCCACAAGCCGGUAGUCGUGACAUAUGGUAUCAGAGUCAUGAAGAGAUUGGGCGUCAUGGAUGUCAUCAUAACAAACGCUGCCGGGUCAUUAACACCAGAGAUACCCGUUGGAACAAUUGUCGUUAUCCGCGACCACCUCGCCCUCCCCAACCUCACAGGAAUGAACCCCUCGUUCGGACCACUCAUGUCCCCAGAAUAUGCCCGAUUUAUUCCUCUGGGUGACGCAUACUCCCCUCGUCUACGACGCCUUGCCUUCCUCGCCUCCCACUAUCUUAACUUUGACUCUUCUGCACUGGCAGAAGGAACCUAUGCCUGGGUAGCGGGUCCUGCAUAUGAAACCCCUGCCGAGGGCCGUUUCCUGCGCAAUGCAGGUGCGCACGUAGUCGGUAUGAGCACGAUACCCGAAGUAGUGGCUGCGCGAGAAGAGCGGCUCGAGGUCAUGGUGCUCAGCCUCGUUACCAACCAGGUUGUCAUUCCCGAUACCUACCGGAGUAUCAAGGCGGAAGUUGAAGCUGAGCUUGCUGGUCAGCACGUCGAACUUCCUUCCAUUGGGACGGCGUCGCACGAAGAAGCAGAGGUGAUGAGGAGUCUCGUCGAGCGCAUCGUCGAGCUAGUCCCGGCAAACUCAUGA
Molecule: messenger RNA, 912 nt
Organism: Suillus paluster
Lineage: Eukaryota; Fungi; Basidiomycota; Agaricomycetes; Boletales; Suillaceae
Product: nucleoside phosphorylase domain-containing protein
Exons: 7
Coding region: 1-912 (303 amino acids)
Biological process (GO): nucleoside metabolic process
Cellular component (GO): cytoplasm
Molecular function (GO): purine-nucleoside phosphorylase activity
Source: RefSeq, a predicted model, not a curated record